Candida tropicalis MYA-3404 is the source of this 1455-nucleotide messenger RNA. RefSeq names its product agmatinase. The record is from RefSeq and is a predicted model, not a curated record. The transcript has a single exon. Lineage: Eukaryota; Fungi; Ascomycota; Pichiomycetes; Serinales; Debaryomycetaceae. Gene Ontology annotation, molecular function: agmatinase activity; metal ion binding. The coding region runs from base 1 to 1455 and encodes 484 amino acids.
AUGCAACGACUUAUAAGCGAUCCCUGCGUUACAUAUACAAUUCAGAUACCUAUUCAGAAAUAUACAUUGUUAUUGUCUUUUUUUUUUAUUAUUAUUGUUAUUUUUUUUUUGUCUAUAAUUUUUUGUGUGGAGCGGAAUAAAUUUCCUCUAAGAGAGCUUAUCGCUAGGAGCGCAAUCCCCCAGGAAUAUAAAAUGGGAUUCAACUUUCCUGAAAUGAAAAAUAGAACAAACUGGGUAUACACACCAAUGAAGUUACUCAUCCUAUCCAUGAUUGGCUUGGUCUCGGGGCAGGCAAUUUUCAGAACAUCACUGUCAUCACUCCUUGACCAACUAUACGGUGAGAUCGUGGACCUCACUCCGACAUUCGACACCACCAGUGCCGACACAGACAGAGUUCUUGCUAUGAGAUCCAAGUUGACCUUGCCAGACAAGGACGACACCUCGGACAUUGCUGCUGACCAAAAUAUCUUUGGUGGAAUUCUCACAUUUGCACAUUUGGACCACUUCAACUGUUUUGUCAGCCAGGAUGAGAACCCAGCCAUGGACAUUGCCAUUGUGGGUGCACCAUUCGACACGGGAACAUCGUACCGUCCAGGAGCACGGUUUGGACCACAGGCUAUUAGAAACGCUGCUGCCCGUUUGACAGGCUCACUGAAAUCAAAACACAAGAGAGCUGGUUACCCUGUUGAUCCAUACGACGGCAACACCCACAACUAUUCCAUCAUUGAUUGUGGGGAUGUGGCCAUGACCCCGUUCGACAAUAGGAUUGCGUUGAACCAGUUGUACCGUGGACACAGAAGUAUUCUGAAGCACACUGGUAAUGUUCACUCCACGCCUAGGAUCAUCACUCUAGGAGGCGACCAUACCAUCACCUUAAUGGCAAUCAAGAAUGCACAUGAGCUGUUGGGAGCCAAAGUCAGGGUGUUGCAUUUCGAUUCACAUAUUGAUACGUGGGAUCCCAAGGUGCUUGGUGGCGGCAUAACGGACUACAUGUCGUUGAACCACGGCACGUUCCUUCACUAUGCACACGAGUUGGGGUACAUCCAGAGAAGCGGUAACUACCAUGUCGGUAUUCGAGCACCAUACAUUGAUGCCAGCUACGACAAGAACCACGACAAUGAGUGUGGAUUCAACACCAUCCAUGCAAAUGACAUUGACAAGAUUGGUGUGCAUGGAAUCAUCCGUGAGUUGUCCCACGAGCCUGACACGCCUACUUACAUCUCGGUGGAUAUCGAUGUGUUGGACCCAGCGUAUGCUCCAGGUACGGGAACAAUGGAAGCAGGGGGGUUCACCACCAGAGAGUUGUUGAGUAUCCUUGACGGGUUGAAGGGCCAUGUGAACUUGAUCGGUGCGGAUGUUGUUGAAGUGAGUCCGCCAUAUGACACCAACAGCGGGAUCACUAGUUUGGCGGCCACAAGUGUGGUGGACUCGCUCUUGAAGUUGAUGGUUGUGUAG